AACAAUCCCAUAAUCCUAAUUUCAAUAGUUAGUUCCAAUAAAAUUCUAAUUUCAAUAAUCCCAUAAUCCUAAUUCCAAUAUUUAGUUACAAUCAAAUAUUAAUUCCAAUAAUCCCAAAUACUAACGCACAUAUCAUAAUAGAUUUGGUACAAAUUAAACAUGAAAUUCGAAUUAAACCUAAUCAAACCAAGUUCAAAAAAUUCAAAUCGAACAAAAUCCAAGAGAGUGUGUGGGUGAAAGAAAGGGUGUGUGAGUGUGUGUCAUGCAUUCUGGGGUGUGGGUUGCUUUGUGUUUGUCGUGUGUGUGUUUUGUGCGAUUGUGUUUGGUGUGUGUGUGUUAUGGGUUUAGAGGAAGAGGGUGAUUGUGUUGUGUGUGUGAGUUUUUGGGAAAGGGGGGAUGUUGGGUAUAUUUUUUGGGCGGUGGGUUGUGUGGAGAGAGAAUGUGUUCUUGGGGAGUGGGUUACACAUAAGGGGAAAAAAGGGGUUUGCAUAGAAGGGGAGCUUGGGGGGAGGGGCGAGAUGUUCUUUGUGUGUGUUCUAUGUGUGAGUGAGAGAGAGAUGUUAGAGAGGAGCAUAGAAGAUGGAGACAUACCUGGCAGGGGUCUGGCGGAGGCAAUGGCGGUGUGGAUAUGGAGGUGGCAUAACAUAGAGUGAGAAAAGAGUGAAAAUAGGGACUUGAAAAGGGCGAAAAAAAAAAGAAGGGAUGAAGUACAACUGUAGAGGGGUGGCAUGGUUUUCUGACAGAGGAGUGAGGGCAAUGAGGUGCGAGAGGAUGGAAUG
Molecule: messenger RNA, 779 nt
Organism: Ilex paraguariensis (yerba mate)
Lineage: Eukaryota; Viridiplantae; Streptophyta; Magnoliopsida; Aquifoliales; Aquifoliaceae
Source: the annotation of a GenBank genome assembly